This is a messenger RNA of Eriocheir sinensis (Chinese mitten crab), 3549 nucleotides long. RefSeq names its product serine/threonine-protein kinase PLK1-like (gene polo). Gene Ontology annotation, biological process: regulation of cytokinesis; protein phosphorylation; mitotic cell cycle. The record is from RefSeq and is a predicted model, not a curated record. The transcript is spliced from 12 exons. Gene Ontology annotation, molecular function: protein serine/threonine kinase activity; ATP binding; protein binding. NCBI's taxonomy places the organism in Eukaryota, Metazoa, Arthropoda, Malacostraca, Decapoda, Varunidae. Gene Ontology annotation, cellular component: centrosome; cytoplasm; spindle pole. Bases 98 to 2017 code for a protein of 639 amino acids.
CGUGACGUCACACUCCUCCGCCGUUCAAACCCCGAGUGUGGCCGCCGCGUCAACACUCCCGCCAUUUAAACCCUCCGUCCGCCUUCCCCGGUGCACCAUGACUAGCCACGCUAAGGAGGAGCCCAAGAAGGAGAUCCCGGAGAUUAUCAAGAACCCUUCCACGGGCGCCAAAUACCAGCGGAGUAAAUUCUUGGGCAAGGGAGGAUUCGCAAGAUGUUACGAACUGACAGACAUGAAGACCAAGGAGAUAUUUGCCGGGAAGAUUGUGCCCAAGAGCCUCCUCCUGAAGCCCCACCAGAAGGAGAAGAUGACCCAGGAGAUCUGCAUCCACCGCAGCCUCAAGCACAAGCACCUCGUCUCCUUCCAUAGCUACUUUGAGGAUCCCGAUAACGUGUACAUCAUUCUGGAGCUGUGCCGCAGGAGGUCCAUGAUGGAGCUGCACAAGAGGCGGAAGGCCAUCACUGAGUCCGAGACGAGGUACUUCCUGAAGCAGCUGCUGCUUGGUGUGAAGCACCUGCACGACAACAAAAUCAUCCACCGGGACCUGAAGCUUGGCAACCUCUUCCUCAACGAUGAAAUGGAGCUCAAGAUUGGCGACUUUGGUCUGGCCACACGCAUCGACUAUGAGGGGGAGAGGAAGAGAACCCUGUGUGGCACUCCCAACUACAUUGCUCCUGAGAUCCUGUGCAAGAAGGGUCACAGCUAUGAAGUUGAUGUCUGGUCCAUUGGUUGUAUCCUGUAUACAAUGUUGGUGGGCAAGCCUCCAUUUGAGACCCAGACGCUGAAGGACACUUACCUGAGAAUUAAGAAGAACGAAUACCACAUCCCCUCCCGUGUCGGCCCCCUCGCUCGCUCUCUCAUCCAGAAACUGCUGCAGGCUGACCCUCUGCAGCGGCCCUGCGUCAGCAAGAUCAUCGAAGACGACUUCAUGACCAUGGGCUACAUCCCCUCCCGGCUGCCCACUUCCUGCCUCACCAUGGCCCCGAGGUUCGACUCUCACUGCGCUCUUGUGGCCACCAGGAAGCCUCUUCUGGAGAUCAACAACACAGGUACGCCACAGGGGGGUAGACCGAGGGGGGACACACCUGCUCAUGGCCGAGAUGGUUCUCCUGUGAAGAACAUACAGGAGUGCCUGAAGAAGGGUGACAGUGGACCCCGGGGUCACCCGCCUUCCCUUAGUUCUGCCAGCAGAGGGCAACAGCAGCAAUCAGCAGCACACCAGGAAGCAGCCCCCCAGCAGCCCAAGCACGAUGAACCCUCAGACUGCUACCUCAAGGACCUGUACAACCAGGUCAACUCCGUGGUCAUGUCCAAGCCUGAUGAGCGGGACAACGUCAACGAAGAGGAGAGCGAAGACCCGGCAGCAGUACCCAUGAUCUGGGUCAGCAAGUGGGUGGACUACAGUGACAAGUACGGCCUUGGCUACCAGCUCUGUGAUGACUCCAUCGGUGUGCUCUUCAACGACUUCACCAAACUGUUGCUGCUGGCUGAUGGAGAAAACAUCCACUACAUAGAGAGAUCCAACAUAGAACAUUACCAUCAGCUUAAGAAUUAUCCUGCGACUCUCAACAAGAAGGUAACUCUUCUCCGCUACUUCCGCAACUACAUGAACGAACACUUGUUGAAGGCCGCUGCAUCCAUGUGCCCACGAGAGGGAGACGAGCUGGCACGUAUCCCCUCCCUCCGCACCUACUUCAGGACACGCUCUGCCAUCAUCCUGCACCUCACCAACGGCACCCUCCAGAUCAACUUCUUUGAGGAUCACACCAAGAUCAUCCUGUGCCCUCUCAUGGGUGCUGUCACUUACAUUGAUGACAAGAGGAACUUCAAGACCUACCGAUUAGCCAGCCUGGAGAAGUAUGGAUGCCGGAAAGACUUAGCCAACCGCCUUCGUUAUGCCCGAAACAUCAUCCAGAAGUUGAUGGUGACCAAGUCCUCUGUGAAACCCUCCACGUCCACCACCACCACCACCACCACCACCGUCACCUCCCAAGAGUCCCAGCCCACCACAGCUUGAGGGGCUCACGCCACCCCAUGCUGACAUUCCCUUAUUUUCUACUAUUAUUUUAAUAUCUUGAAAUUAACUUUUUACAAUGUCCUCAGAUGCAGUGAGAAUUUUCUUAAUUUCAUUGGUGUUGAGCUUAUAAUGUCACAGAUGGUCUAAUUUUCUUUACCUAAUCUGUUUCAUAAGUAUAUGAAAUACUGAUAUAAAACUUCUUUCUUUCUCAGUUUGGUUCUCAAUGUUAUAAAUCUUAGCAGUCAUCUUGCAGAAAGUUUGCCACAAAAACAUUCAGCUUAGUCUUGCAAGAUGAAUAAUUAGACGAUCUGAAGCUUGAGUGUAUGCAUCCUGGAUGUUGUAAUCCAGAGCCAUUGUAUGGCUUAUCUACCCUUGCCACAAGUCACUUCUCUACUUGAUGCCAAAUAUAUGCUUAAUGGAACUGGAAUGUAUGUCCAAAGUGUGUUUGAGUCAAUGGAUCAUGAUGUGGUGUAGGCAUAGAAAACACAAAAGCAUAAUUGGCAAACACCUUCCCUUCCUCACUGCCUAUCUUUUCUAUACUUCUCUGACCCAAAUCUUUUGGUGUUGAAGUUCAACCCAUUUUAAUGAGUUGAGGGCCAGUUUUAGUUGAAUAAAAGUUACUUUUAGAUCCAACUGCAGCACAGACCUAGAGUUUAAAUAAUCUUCAUGUCUUCAUACUUUUAAAUAUGUUACAUUUUUCAUUAACCCUGAAACAUGAACACAGUAUGAAUCACAGUCUAAUAAACCAGUAAUUUAUUGGAGGAAGUUCAACAUAUUAUUGACUUGAAAGUGUUACCUGUAAUUAUGAUAAGUAUGGAUUUUUAAUAUUAUUUUCUUACAUUUUAUUUAAUUUAGAAGGUAAGACAAGAGUUUGUUCUGAACACAAUGUGGUUGACUGAGAGGUGCCAGUGAGGGCUGGUCUGUAUAUCAAUAUUUUGUUCAUGGAUGGAUUACGAUCCUGCACUGCUUCCCGACUGGAGGUUGUUCACUUGUUGACGGAGAUAAAUGUUAUAAAGUGAUUUUAAAGUAAGAUUGCUAGAAUGUGAUGAUUUUGUUUCUCUCUCUCUCUCUCUCUCUCUCUCUCUCUCUCUCUCUCUCUCUCUCUCUCUCUCUCUCUCUCCACCCCAUCCUCCCUCCAGCUCCCUCCCUCCCUAAGUGUCUAACCAUCAAUAUCCAUCUAGCUAUGUAUAGAUAGGUUUAUAGCUUACUUAACAAUGAAUGUAUAUAAUAUUAAUUAGUAGGUCGUAAUAUGUUUUGUACUUCCCAUUACAGAUAUACUGAUCAUACAUACUGGCUGUACUGACACAAAUAUACAACUCCCUCCCCACUUGCUGUCUCCUACUAUAAUUAGGAGGUAAACAACUGUAGCUCAUGUUAAGUUUUAGUCAUUGACAUUGUAAUCACGCUCAUCCUUCUCAUCCCUGCUGUGUGUGGUGCCACCGUCGGCUGGCACCCCAUACUGGUUCCUUUCCCAGCGUAUCACAGCUGUUAUGGGUGUAUAUACUCUGUGCAGUAAUAAAGUAUGUACGUCA